This is a messenger RNA of Dermacentor albipictus, 1833 nucleotides long. RefSeq names its product 2,3-bisphosphoglycerate-independent phosphoglycerate mutase-like. Gene Ontology annotation, cellular component: cytoplasm. Gene Ontology annotation, molecular function: manganese ion binding. Lineage: Eukaryota; Metazoa; Arthropoda; Arachnida; Ixodida; Ixodidae. The record is from RefSeq and is a predicted model, not a curated record. Gene Ontology annotation, biological process: glucose catabolic process.
AUCACCGGUUGCGGGGUUUGGGCGUCAUUUCGCUGGCUGGGGUCGCGGUGUCAAGGGUGUUCAAGGGUACGAAAAGUGCCCUUAGCUGGGGUCGGUUCAUUUUCACGCUUAAAAGCGUCAGUCCAGUACUCGUCGACCGUCGCAGCCUACGCAACAUGACUCACGUGUGCUUGAUUGUCAUCGACGGCUGGGGACUUUCGGAAGACCGUCACGGUAAUGCCAUUCUCAACGCUAAUACGCCGGUGAUGGAUCAGCUCUGCAAAACUCAAGGUCAGUUCCUGCCCUUGGAAGCGUCCGGCCUUGCUGUCGGCUUGCCCGCCGGUCUCAUGGGCAACAGCGAGGUAGGGCAUCUCAACAUCGGCGCCGGCAGGAUCGUGUAUCAAGACAUCGUUCGGAUUAACAUGGACGUGGAAAGCGGAGCCAUCAAGGACAACCACUAUUUCGUGGAAGCCUGCAACCGUGCCAAGACCAAAAAUGGCCGCCUGCACCUUCUCGGGCUCGUCAGCGACGGUGGAGUACACUCGCACAUCAACCAUAUCUUCGCCCUGUUGGAAGGCGCUCACAAGCACGGCGUUCCGCACACUUUCAUCCAGUUCUUCGGCGAUGGCAGGGACACGAGCCCCACGAGUUCCAUAAAGUACGCGCAGCAGGUGCUGGACAAGUGUGCGCACCUCAAGUACGGCUCACUGGCCACCUUGAUCGGCCGUUACUACGCCAUGGACCGAGACAAGAGGGAGGAGCGCGUGAAAAUCGCCUUCGAAGGCCUCGCACAGGGAAUCGGCGACAAAGUGGAACCCAGUAAUCUCAUCAAACACAUCCAGAGCCUUUACGAUGCUCCCGAGGACAAGAGACAAACCGACGAGUUUUUCAAGCCCAUCAUCACGGACCCCAAUGGCCGUAUUAAAGACGGCGACACCCUGAUCUUCUGCAACUUCCGCUCAGACCGAGCCCGCCAGCUGUCGGAGGCGCUGGGGAUCAAGCCCAACUUCGAGACCAGCGUUAUCCCCAAAGAUUUGAAGCUGUACACGAUGACGCAGUACAAGAAGGAAUAUCCAUUUUCCGUUCUGUACCCUCCAACCGUACCCAAGAAUGUCCUUGCCGAAUGGCUUGCUGCCAAGGGAAAAAGCCAGUUCCACUGCGCCGAGACAGAAAAGUAUGCACACGUGACCUUCUUCUUCAACGGUGGCCAGGAAAAGGCUUUCACUGCCGAAGAACGCUGCUUGGUGCCCUCACCCAAGGUGGCCACUUACGACUUAAUGCCUGAAAUGAGCAGCAAGGGAGUAGCUGAUGAGAUGGUGAAAAUUGUAAGUGAAAAGAAACACCCGUUCGUCAUGUGCAACUUUGCUCCCCCUGACAUGGUUGGUCACACUGGAGUGUACGAGGCAGCCGUAAAGGCUGUGGAGGCCACCGACGUAGGAAUUGGGCGCAUCAGAGAUGCCUGUGCCAAGAAUGGCUACGUGCUGCUCGUCACUGCGGACCAUGGGAAUGCUGAAGUCAUGAAGACUCCUGAUAACAAGCCCGUCACCAAGCACACCACAAACAAGGUUCCCUUCUGCAUGACUGGAGACCACAAGUUCUGCAAACCCAGUCACACCCCUGCUCUCUGUGAUGUUGCUCCAACUGUUCUGGACCUGUUGAAAAUUCCCCAACCACCGGAGAUGACUGGAAAGUCUCUCCUUGCACACUAAAAGCAAAACUCUAGAAUGGUCGCCCACUUUCCCGGUGCUGUAGAAGUCAUAUACUGUUCCUGGCCGCCCUUAGGUAUCUGCGAGUUCACCCUGGCCCCCUUAUUUAUCUGCCACUAAGUGUCAAUAAAUUAUGUUGUCGUCGUCC